Babesia bigemina is the source of this 984-nucleotide messenger RNA. RefSeq lists its product as hypothetical. The transcript has 7 exons. Bases 1 to 984 code for a protein of 327 amino acids. The record is from RefSeq and is a predicted model, not a curated record. NCBI's taxonomy places the organism in Eukaryota, Apicomplexa, Aconoidasida, Piroplasmida, Babesiidae. Gene Ontology annotation, molecular function: protein binding.
AUGGCAAGUAAUGCGUCUGUCAACGUUAUACACACGCUUCACACCAAAGGACAGCCUGACUGCAUUAAACUGUUCCCUAGCGAUAUUCUCCAAGAUGACACACUUACGGGCACAUGUUUAGCCGCCACAUACGAUUACCGUCCAGAAACGAAGUCCCGCGAAGGAAGCCUUCUGGCCUUUAACCCGUGGUGCGCCGUACAUCAGUACGUGCCUUUAGCAUUCGAAAUCAGGUUGAAUAGGUUGUUGCAAAACGACGUCAAGCAAGAUGGAAGUAUUGCAGCCUAUUCCGUGACGGAACAGCGAUCACACGGUAUUCUCUCUUGUUCUUGGAUUAAAUUGCCUGAUCACCAUGGAGCUUCGUGCGUCACCUCCAACCUCACCAUCGAGACUUUCAAGGUGGAAGCCAACAAUAGAAACAACGACGAUUCGCCGAUGUUAUCCAUGGAGCGACUCGGUGAAAUACAGCUGGACAACAAGAACGAUGUGGAUGGUUUUAUGGCGCAAAAAUGGUGCGGAAGCUUGUUGAAGGCGCAUGAAGUAGAAACGUGGAUAAGCACUUUUCAACCUGAUAACUCAAAUGUGCUCCUAACCGGUGCUGAUGAUAGUCAAAUAAAGCUUUUUGACAGGCGUAUCGCCACGGAGCCGCUCCAAACUCUGAAGUGCUUCGAUCGACACCUUAUGCGAUUUGAUAUGCGCAACAUGAAAUCGCCAAUUUCGGUCUGGCAAACAGAUGGAGCCGUGUGGUAUAUAGAUUUCGUGGAUUGGAAUAAGCUACAUGUUGCUGGAUGUUAUGACGGAGCUCUGGUAUACGCGUCGGAGGAGACGGGUGAGGCACAGCCAUUGUCAGCAACUUCCUGCGAGUUGAAAAAGCGGUUCGCCCCUGAUAAUGCCCUCAUUUAUGGAGCUUCGCAUUAUGAGCUACCAUCAGGCAAUGUUUAUAUCUCCUGCAAUUUCUAUGAGAAGCAAAUUCUGUUUUGGCAGUAG